Messenger RNA from Lactuca saligna, 1062 nucleotides. NCBI's taxonomy places the organism in Eukaryota, Viridiplantae, Streptophyta, Magnoliopsida, Asterales, Asteraceae. The record is from the annotation of a GenBank genome assembly.
AUGUCUAGCUUGACGCCAAACCCUGAUGGACUCCACCAUAUAGUGGAUCUGAACUUCAAAGGUGUUUUUCUUAUAUAUCCUUUCUCAUAUAACCAUGGUAUCAACUUCACUUUCAAUGAUCAUGAUUUUUCUGGAAUGACAUAUGGUGAAUGUAUCACCUUUCUCAAACGGUUCAUGAAAGAAAGUAUAAAGAAGUUAUACUAUUGUGAACUAGGUAAGCCGUUAAUAUCUGGGAUAACUGCUAUCGCUAAUGAUGAAGACUAUGGUGGUUUCAUUUUUCAAGCAUAUGGGACAGAUGGUAAAAUUUGUAUGUAUGUGGACCAUGAUGGUCAAGGAAUAGAAGAUUUGUUUGGUUCUGAAAUAAAAGAGGAGGAUGGAGAUGAUCCUUGCAUUGAUGGUGGUGAGAAUGAGGAACAAAUUGAUAACCUAAUAGACGUGGAUGUGGACUUUAAUGAGGACAUAGUCACUAUGAAUAGGACAAAGGGUGAUGAAUUUCUAAAUAGAUUAUGUGGCGAAGAGGAAGAGGGAAAUGAUAACAACAUAAAUGAUCAUGAUGCGCAUGAAGAGGAUGCCAAUGUAACUCAACAACAUUCAAUUUUUAAUGAGUUAGUUCCACGGAAAAAGCAGAUCCUAAUACCUGGUCUGAGGUUCAAAGAUCCAUCUCAAUCAAAAUCGAUGUUACGCAACUAUGCUGUUGUGAAUGGGUACCAACUUUGCUUUGAGAAAAAUGAUAGGAAAAGAUUUUUGGUUAAGUGUUGCAAGGGGAUCUGUAAAGGGGAGUUAUUAUGUGCUAUUGGAAGGGAUGAAAACAAUGGGAUUUAUCCUAUUGCAUGGGCAGUAGUAUAUGUGGAGAAUAAGAAAAAUUGGAGGUGGUUUUUAGAUUUACUCAUUGAUGACUUAGGACUUAAUUUGUGCUAUGGAUACAGUGUAAUAUCUGAUCAACACAAGGAAGAAACCAAUUAUCACCAUGCUAGAGGAGUUGAGGAUGUAUAUGAUGGAGAGGGUGUUCAAGAAGAAAUGCAAGGGUCUAGGAUGGGGAAACCAAAUUUGUCCAACAAUUAG